CGUGAGUUUGGGGGACGGGGUCGGCAGCGUGGGACCGCCGCUGGCUACCUCCCGCCCGCCGCCGCCGCUAUAAAAGCCCGGUCACGGCGGCUCAGGGUAUCAGUUGGUGAGCGAGACCAGUCCCACAGCGAACUCUGCUAACAUGAAGCUGUUCAUCGUUGCUGCUCUGCUGGCUGUGGCUGCGGCCGACAAGCCUGCCCCCGCGCCCUACCGCCCGGCCCCGGCUCCGUACAAGCCGGCUCCUGCUCCGUACAAGCCGGCUCCUGCCCCGUACAAGCCGGCUCCGGCUCCGUACAACCCUGCCCCGGCCUACAAGCCGGCCCCCUACCACCCGGAGCCCCAGUACAAGGAGGAGGCCAAGCCGUACGCCUUCGACUAUGCCGUGAAGGACGGCUACUCUGGCGCUGACUUCGCUGCCAACGAGAACAGCGACGGCAAGCAGACCACCGGCUACUACAAGGUGGCUCUGCCCGACGGCCGCAUCCAGACCGUCAAGUACACCGCCGACCACUAUGCUGGAUACAACGCCGAGGUCACCUACGAGGGAGAGGCCCAGUACCCCGAGUACAAGCCCGAGUACAAGCCUGCCCCGUACAAGCCCGCCCCUGCCCCUUACAAGCCCGCCCCGGCCCCCUACCGUCCCGCCCCGGCCCCGUACAAGCCCGCCCCCACCCCCGCCUAUAACUAAGCAUUUUCAAAUGCAAGUUCUGUGAACAGCUGUGUUAUUUAUUUCGUGUUAUGCUCAUUGUGUCCUGUUUCUGAGAAUAAAUGUAUUUGUGAUUA
Amphibalanus amphitrite is the source of this 783-nucleotide messenger RNA. RefSeq names its product cuticle protein 7-like. The record is from RefSeq and is a predicted model, not a curated record. Gene Ontology annotation, cellular component: extracellular matrix. NCBI's taxonomy places the organism in Eukaryota, Metazoa, Arthropoda, Thecostraca, Balanomorpha, Balanidae. The transcript is spliced from 2 exons. The coding region runs from base 143 to 688 and encodes 181 amino acids.